CUCUCCCCCUCUGUUUACAUUUCAUUCUUGACCUGCACCCAUUGUGUUUAUCUUGGUCUCUGUCUGUCUCCACUGUCACUCACUCUUCACCUCGUCUCUCCAUCUCCCUUUCUCUGCCUCUCUCUCUCUCUCUCUCUCUCUCUCUCUCUCUCUCUCUCCCCCAUCGCCGUGUCUCUGUCAGGUGUGGAGUACAGUGAGGUGCGUCGCCCCUGCCGGAUCAUGGUGCUGCUGAACCCCAACAGCGGGAGGGGCCAGGCGCUGUCCCUCUUCUCGACCCACGUCCAGCGCAUGCUCACCGAGGCUGACGCCGUCCCCACACUGGUCAUCACCGAGCACCAGAACCACGCACAGGAGAUAGUGCGAGAAGCUGAUUUGUCUCAGUGGGACGCCUUGGUGAUUCUGUCAGGAGAUGGGCUGCUUUUUGAGGUAGUGAACGGCCUGAUGGAGAGAGAGGACUGGGAGGAGGCCAUCCAGACCCCACUGGGCAUCUUACCAGGAGGCUCAGGCAACGCCCUGGCUGCCUCCAUCAACCGUUACUCCGGGGCCCCUGCGCUGCUGGGCGAGGAGCUGCUGGUCAGCUGUGGCUUCCUGCUGUGCAAGGGCCUCGUGUCUCCCCUGGACCUGGCGUCGGUGCACCUGGCCUCGGGCCAGCGCUUCUUCUCCUUCCUGUCCCUGGCCUGGGGCUUUGUGGCCGACGUGGACAUCGAGAGCGAGCGCUACCGGCAGGUGGGCGCCGCCCGUUUCCUGCUAGGCACGCUGGUGCGGUUAGCCUCACUGCGGGUGUACCAGGGCAGGCUGGCCUUCCUCCCUGCCCACGAGGAGGGAACCGUGGAGGAUAUAGUGGAAGGAGUGGCAGCCUCGUCAUUCACCCGUUCAUCCUCUACCAACUCCUCCUUUCAUUCUACCUCUCCACCUGACUCCCUCAGCUCCUCAUUCUGCUCAGCCAUGUCAUGUGGGCCGGUAGCAAACCCCUCCCCAACCCACAGCACCUUUUGCCCUGAAAACUCUGCUCCGGAUGACCACACAUUGAACACUCUCCAUAAUGCCUCCAACAAUGCCAUCAAGCUCCUCCAGGCUGGCUCGCACACCACCUCCAUGCUCAAGGGUCCCCCGGACUCCCUCCUGCCCCCUCUGGAUGAGCCAGUGCCCACACACUGGACCCAGGUCACGGAGCAGGGCUUCGUACUGGUGCUGGCCAUGUACCAGUCCUUCCUGUCCGAGGACCUGCUGGCUGCCCCGGAGGCCAGGAGCGGGGACGGCUGCAUCCACCUCUACUAUGUGCUGGAGGGGGUCUCCCGCGCCGCUCUGCUGCGCCUCUUCCUGGCCAUGGAGAGGGGGACGCACAUGGCCUGCGAGUGUCCCCAGCUGGUGUACCGUCAAGUACGGGCACUGAGACUGGAGCCCCUCUCCCCCCAGGGGGCGAUCACUGUGGACGGUGAACAGGUGGAGUAUGGCGCCAUACAGGCCCAGAUACAUGGGGGACUGGGCAAGCUCAUCUCAGGCUGAGGGACACUCAAGUGGUUGUGGGAUAGCUAUAUUAGUAGAACGCUUUGAGAGCACUUUACUGCGAAGGCUUAGGUCUUUGUGCUAUAUAGAAGUGCCAAUGUCUGUUAGACAUAUGUCUUUUUUACGGAAGAAAAAGUGGAAAGAAGUUCCAUUCCCUACCUGUUUUUUUUUCGACGCUGGACAAGGACAAGACAGUACUGGUUUGAGUUUAUGCUCCAAAAUGUUUGAAUGAGGUCCUUUACCUCUUGGCUGGGGUCGCUGUGAAAUUAUUAUUCUGGUCAUGUGUUGAAGCCCGACAAAGUGUGUGGGCCCUAAUUUCAUUGAUGGGCAACGUGUCUGGCAACAAGCAAAGUCUGCCGUGCAUGACCUAUAGCUAAUUUAAGGACUUGGCAAAAUGAUUUAGCUAAUUUCAUAUCAUGAGCAAGAUUCGAAGCGCAAACAUGAGUGGGUCAGCGCAAUGCUGGGGUGUGUUUGCGCACAGUGGGACGUGGGAGUUCCAAAGAGUUCCUUCCAAGCAACACCUUUUUUUCCGUGAAACUUUUAAAUAAUUUCAUGUCGGGCAGAUCUCCCACACAAGGACCUCUUCCUUUGAAGUAAACUGCUCUGUUCACAACAGGAAGUUUGUCAUUUGCUCGAUUGUUGUACAAUUACUGAGCUCCUUGUGGUUUGGUCGAAUCAUUGUGAUUGGCUGAUAAAGAAUGAUUUCAUUGCCACAUCGAUGAAUUACUUAACUUAUUUAUGCUUGAUUGCGCCCUGCUUUGUGUCAAUACAUUUAGCAAAUAUAGGGACCCCCGCCAAUUCUCAUGCACGGUUGCUGAUGCACGAAGGCCAUUCACGGUGCUCAUUGUCCAAUGAAAUUAGGACCCUGUGUGUGUGUUUGUGCGUGUGUAUGUGCACACACACAUUUAUGUCUGUAAGGUCACAGCAGUAGAGUGUUUUCUGCACAGAGUUGGCGAGCGUGUUAGGAGAGAGCGGAGCACUUUUUGCCAUCCUUGGGGAGCACGCCAUGGCAGCAGGCGAGUGGGGUUUGGUCCUCACGCCUGUGUGACUACUACCCC
This is a messenger RNA of Clupea harengus (Atlantic herring), 2564 nucleotides long. RefSeq names its product sphingosine kinase 1-like. NCBI's taxonomy places the organism in Eukaryota, Metazoa, Chordata, Actinopteri, Clupeiformes, Clupeidae. Gene Ontology annotation, biological process: cellular response to growth factor stimulus; phosphorylation; negative regulation of apoptotic process. Gene Ontology annotation, cellular component: intracellular membrane-bounded organelle; cytoplasm; membrane. The record is from RefSeq and is a predicted model, not a curated record. The annotation marks the transcript as partial. The transcript is spliced from 4 exons.